AUGCGCUGGAACAUCGACCUCUCAGCCAUCACGCCGGGUCCAGGCGGCACCGUCAUGCUCGGCGAGGGGGGUAUUGACGCUGCUGCAAGACGGUAUCGCGAGCGUAUUAGAAAGCAGCAGGAGGAGGCGGACGCACUGGCUAAGUUGAAGGAUGGCGAGGUAAAGAAGGGUGAUGAUGCUGCGUCUGAAGUGACGCUGACGCAGGAGGGAGAUGCAGAUGGAGAUGGAGAUGCUAAGCGGGAUGAUCGGGGGGGAGUGGGGACGGAUGGUUCUUUGACGCUGACGGUACUCGUCAUGACAGCGAAUAGAAGAUCUCCGUCCCAGUCGCCCUGGUUGAAGGAAGUGCUGCCGCAGUUGAAAGGCCCUUCGCCGUAUCAGAUGCACUCGCGCUCUCGCCAGACGGAGCCGUCCUGA
This is a messenger RNA of Aspergillus candidus, 414 nucleotides long. RefSeq lists its product as uncharacterized. The transcript has 2 exons. Lineage: Eukaryota; Fungi; Ascomycota; Eurotiomycetes; Eurotiales; Aspergillaceae. The coding region runs from base 1 to 414 and encodes 137 amino acids. The record is from RefSeq and is a predicted model, not a curated record.